AUGGCCUCACUCGACUCUUUACCCAGUGAGAUCCUUCUCCAAAUCAUCUGCGACAGUUCUCCCCAAGAAGUAUGUCGUCUCAGUUACACCUGCAGACGCUUGGCAUCAGUCGCUGGAGGCUGUCUCUGGAGGGACAUUGAACUUCAUGAGAGGGGAUAUCACGAAUCGAGCGCAGAGCUCAACGAACCAGCACCAUACAAAUCACCCAAUCGGUUUUACCAUGAUUCCAAAAGGGAUGGCUGGCAGAGCGAUAUCAGCGAAAGAGCCGAGAGUCUCUUCACCAUGCUACAGACGCUCCACACUCACGAUGAAGGACGCUUGAGGGACGUUGCUGGCAGAGUGAAGAGUCUGUGCACCGUGAUUGAGCCAGAGUGGAAGCCCACUGAAGGCUCCGUGGCAGAGCCAGUCUCUGUUUGGAAGCUCUUACCUUACUUUAAGAACCUUGAAUACUUGGAGCUUCACGGCAUCUAUGGAACUUUCGACCACCGAGAGCUUGAAGAGAUACGAGAAAGGCCAUUGAGGAAACUACGCUUUGCAAAGCUCUUCGCUUACAUCCCUCGAGCUGUUUCAACUUACGUUCUGCAGUCUCAUGAAACACUCGAGCGCCUGGAGCUUGGUAUGUUAGAUCAGCCAAUGCCCAUCAAAGUCGAUCUGAGUGAACAAGAUGCGGAAAGUCAUGGUCGAUGGGAACAUGAACCCAGGGGAAUCAGCCCAAGGCCACUUGCGCAUUUCGUCUCCGAUACCCAAGUUCCUUUCCAAAGCCUUGAGCACUUAUACUUAUGUUCACCGUGCGAUAGCCAUGGUGAUUACUUCAACCAACAAAAUUCAUGGUCGACGACCGCAGAGCUGGACAGUCUCGAGGCAUGGAAAAGACUCAUUUUGGCGUCUAGUCGGAGUCUUGAGACCCUUGUGGUCGAACAUCGACCGGAAGCAGGAAUUGAAGACAACGAAGGGUUCUCUGAGGACGAGUUUCUCUCCACAGGAAAGACUGGUGCUGGCAAUAGGGCGUUGGUGGAUGCCAUCGGGAACAUUAUCAUCAAUAAGGAGACCCUUCCCAGGUUGAAACAAGUGUAUCUGUAUGGAUUUGUUGCUGGUAGAUCAUCUGAAGCAUCGUCUGCCAAAACACCGGGAGACUGGUUGAUACAUGGGUUGGGAGUGAGAGAAGUCACCUGUGAAGCCAGAAGGGGAAAAUGGUGUUUGUUCGAUCAGGAUUCAGGUGAAACAAAAUGGGCAAAGUGGACUGGAGAUGGAAAUAGCAAUCUUCACGAUGGCUAUAUGGGUGUCCGGUGGUACUCGCUUCUGGCUCAGGUGUAG
Fusarium subglutinans is the source of this 1314-nucleotide messenger RNA. RefSeq lists its product as uncharacterized. The transcript has a single exon. The record is from RefSeq and is a predicted model, not a curated record. Lineage: Eukaryota; Fungi; Ascomycota; Sordariomycetes; Hypocreales; Nectriaceae. Bases 1 to 1314 code for a protein of 437 amino acids. Gene Ontology annotation, molecular function: protein binding.